Messenger RNA from Melitaea cinxia (Glanville fritillary), 2040 nucleotides. RefSeq lists its product as uncharacterized. Bases 1 to 2040 code for a protein of 679 amino acids. The record is from RefSeq and is a predicted model, not a curated record. The transcript has 2 exons. NCBI's taxonomy places the organism in Eukaryota, Metazoa, Arthropoda, Insecta, Lepidoptera, Nymphalidae.
AUGCCCAGUGUAUUUGAUUCCGAGCUCUUUGACUCCAGAUAUUCAGUGUACCGUUGUGAUCGCGAUUAUGAAUCUCGAAAUGAAAAACUGGGAGGUGGUGUACUGAUUGCUGUGCGAAAGGGAUUGACUGUUAAGGAUGUUGUUGUCCAACCGUCUACUAAAACUUGUUCAUCGGAUGUAAUUUCCAUUUGUAUUGGCGUUAAAUCUAAUAAUAAGCCUACAGACUUUCGAGUAUAUUGCUGCUACUUCCCCCAGUGCUUGUUACAACGCGAUGACCAAUUUAAGUUUUACGAACAGGUGUCUGAAUCAAUCAUUUUGCACCCUAAAGAUCUUUAUCUUUUGGUCGGUGAUUUUAAUAUUUCAACCGCUAAUUGGUCUGUUGAUGAUACAGGCGCUACUAAACUAUCUCAUUUACAACAAGGUUCACAUGUUCAGGUAAACUCGCUAUCGACUUUUUUGCACAUAAAUAAUCUUAACCAAUUUAACAUAGUUCCUAAUUCUAAUAAUCGAUAUCUGGAUUUGGUAAUAAGUAAUGCUAACAGUGUUUUAGUGAAACAGUGUGAGUUUCCACUAGUUAAAGAAGAUUCACAUCACCCGGCUCUGGAUAUUGAUUUUACUUAUUUAAGGUCUAACUAUCUUACGGGUGUUCCGAGGGUUGUUAAGCUUUUUAACAAAGCUGACUACAGUAUUAUUAAUAAAGAGUUGUCUGAGGUUAAUUGGCUGGAAUGUUUGAAUUGCUUGGAUAUGGAAAGUGCUGUUGAAGUUUUUUAUAAUAUUAUCAAUAAAGUUAUUGAUACGUUUGUUCCUACUAAGGUUGUACUUGAGCAUAGAAAAUAUCCUAUCUGGUAUUCUUCUUCUCUCGUCAAGGUUAUAAAGGAAAAGUUAAAGUUUCAUAAAAAAUGGAAAAUUUACGGUAACUAUAGGGACUAUUGUACGUUUAGGAUGCUGCGUAAGAGACAAAAAACGGUUGAAAACGAUUGCUAUAAGAAAUACAUAGAUCAUGCUGAGAAUACCAUUGCUAAAAAUUCUAAAUAUUUUUGGACAUUUGUAAAAUCUAAACGCCAGAAUACUGAAUUGCCUGAUAUGUUUUAUCUGGAUAAUUUUUUUACAAGUGAUGGACAAGAGAUUACUAAUCUCUUUAACAGCUAUUUUUAUUCAUCCUUUGAGUCAAAUUCCGGUAUUUCUUCGUCUAAUAGUAACGACUACGAUAUUCAUACUUGCAACAACAGUUUAAACCUGUUUUCUGUUGAUAUUUCUUUGUCGAUGGUGGACAAAUAUUUAAAAUCUUUAAGUCUAAAUAAAGGCAGUGGCCCUGAUGGGAUACCUGCUAUAUUUUUGAAGAGCUGUUCUGACAGCUUAAGGUUUCCCAUAUAUUGCCUUUUUUCUAAAUCUUUGCGAACAUCUGUAAUGCCUUCUCAAUGGAAAAGAUCUUAUGUCAUACCAAUCCUUAAAAGCGGUGAUAAACAUAACAUAAAAAAUUACCGCCCUAUUUCAAAGUUAAGCUGCAUUCCGAAGAUGUUUGAAAAGAUUAUAUACGACAUUAUACUACCUAUAAUAAGACCUACGAUCAUUACCCAGCAGCAUGGAUUUAUUAAUAGAAAAUCAACGGAGACAAAUCUUUUGGAAUACGUUGAUUUUAUUUCAUGUGCAAUGGACAAAGGUUUUCAGGUUGACGCCGUGUACACAGAUUUUUCUAAGGCUUUCGAUAAAAUAUCUCAUUCGAUUCUUCUUGAUAAAUUGAAAUACAUCGGUGUGCACGGUGACCUUCUGCGUUGGAUUGAGUCGUACCUUGCUAACCGUAGUCAAGCAGUUACUAUAAAAGGAUUUACUUCAUCUUUUAUUCCAGUGCCAUCCGGGACAGAUUUAACUCCUAAGGAUAAAAUAGUUUUAAAAAAUAGACGACUCCGUCCAUAUCCAUUCGUAGAAGUUGGUCCAGGCUCAUUUAAAGCUGAACACAAAAAACUCUCUCCAGAUUACUUAGUAAAUCAAUUCAAAAAGUUGCUGGCUAUUAAGAAGAAAAUGGAAGAAGAUAAGGAUUAA